Messenger RNA from Penicillium griseofulvum, 714 nucleotides. RefSeq lists its product as uncharacterized. The transcript has 3 exons. Lineage: Eukaryota; Fungi; Ascomycota; Eurotiomycetes; Eurotiales; Aspergillaceae. The record is from RefSeq and is a predicted model, not a curated record. Bases 1 to 714 code for a protein of 237 amino acids.
AUGGAGACCGUUCUAGUCAUCGGAGCCACUGGAAAUAUCGGUGUCUCAGCCGUCACCGCUGCCUUGCGCUCCAAGCGCAAUGUCUUGGCCGUUGUCCGCAAUCAAAGCUCAGCAGAUAAACUCGUGAAGCACAUUGGGUCAUCAGAGGGGAUCACUUUCGUCGAAGCCAAUGUUCUCUCGGACUCGGGAGUGAAGGGUGUCGUUGAUCAAGUCCAAGCCGGCAAGCUCCCGGCUUUCCAGCAUGUGUUCUCCAGUGUUGGCGGCGAGUACACUGCCACUCCCCUCCCGGAGAUCACUACCGAGCAGCUACGGAGGAACUUUAACAGUUCCUUUGAAGCCAAUUUCUUCGCCUAUCGGGAUACCAUUAGAUAUCUGCUCGAAAAGAAGAACCCUAUCAGCACAUGGACCAUUUGUACCGGAUCCCAGGGCGAUGUGGCGACCCACGCAGUGCCGGCCAUGACACAAGGCGCCUUAUUCCCCUUCACCAAGGCCGCCGCCCGUGAGAACGAGUCGACGAACGUCCGUUUUAACGAAAUCUACCUUAGCUUCCGCGUUGAGGUGGAUACAGACGCGGUGCAACAUGGCGUUACGAAGGCAUCAGACUUUGGAAAUGUCUACGAAAUGAUCUUGGAAAAUCCCGAAGUCCGCAGCUCGCGCGUCCGGGUUGACGACGUUGAUGAUCUCAAAAAAUUGAAGUACGAGAAGAAGUUCUAG